GAAGCCUAAACCAAUCAGCUCCAGCAGUAGGAGGGAACUGUAUUUGCUCGCGCUAUUUAUGGUAUCUCCCCACUUCUCAGUGUGUGUCUCACCGACAAGCGUGUGGCGCAGCACGGGCAGAAAUAGUCGGUAGGAUGUCCAAAGAGGGCCAACCACGUGAGCCAGAGCAGCUGCGGAAGCUCUUCAUUGGAGGGCUCAGCUUUGAAACCACAGACGAUAGUUUGCGGGCGCAUUUUGAACAAUGGGGCACCUUAACGGAUUGCGUGGUGAUGAAAGAUCCAAACACCAAACGCUCCAGGGGCUUUGGGUUUGUUACUUAUUCCAGCGUGUCUGAAGUUGAUGCUGCUAUGGAUGCACGACCCCACAAGGUCGACGGUAGGCUUGUGGAGCCCAAACGAGCCGUGUCUCGAGAGGACUCCAACAAGCCGUUUGCUCACACAACGGUGAAGAAGAUAUUUGUCGGUGGCAUUAAAGAUGAUACUGAGGAGGACCAUCUUCGUGACUACUUCAAACAGUUUGGCAAAAUUGAGGCCGUUGAGAUAAUGGUUGACCACAAGACCGGAAACAAAAGAGGCUUUGCCUUUGUUACAUUUGAUGACCAUGACUCAGUUGACCGUAUUGUCAUUCAAAAAUACCACACUGUGAAUGGGCACAACUGUGAAGUCAGAAAAGCUCUGUCUAAACAAGAGAUGCAGAACACUGGCAUGAACUCAAGAGGCCGUGGUGGUGGAGGAGGAGGAGGAGGAGGUGGUGGCGGCGGUGGUGGAGGAGGAGGAAACUUCAACAGAUAUGGCAAUAAUGGCGGCUACAACAAUGACUUUGGUGGCGGUGGCAACCGUGAUGGAUAUUUUGGAAGAGGAGGCAGAGGUGGUGGAGGUGGCGGUUAUGGAGGUGACUGCUACAACAACGGAUUUGGUGGAGGAGAUGGUAACUAUGGUAGUGGCCCUGGUAACUAUGGUGGAAACCGUGGAUAUGGAGGUGGCAGUGGAGGAGGUGGACAUGGUUAUGGCAACCAGGGUGGUGGUUAUGGUGGCGGCGGCGGCAGCAGUGGUGGUGGCUAUAAUGACAAUUACAACAACGGCAAUGGAAACUUUGGGGGUGGCAACUUUGGAGGAGGUGGUGGCAGUGGAGGUGGUAACUACAAUGACUUUGGCAACUAUAACAACCAGCAGUCAAACUAUGGUCCUAUGAAAGGGAACUUUGGAAGUGGCGGAGGUGGUAGAAACAGUGGCCCAUAUGGUGGUGGCUAUGGCGGUGGAUCUGGUGGUGGAUAUGGAGGCGGCUCUGGUGGUAGACGGUUUUAAACUCAAAGGACUGAGUGCUUUAGGAGAGGAGAGCGAGAGAAGUGACAGGGCAGAUGCAGGUUUACAUCCCUAGAUCUGCUCAGCCAAACAGGUGUGGCAGAUUUACAGCUGCCACCAGAAGAAGUGUACAGUAGCGCUAUCAUGUGUGGGACAUCAUGAAUUUGUCAUCAUGCAGACUUAUUUUAUAUUGUCUAUGGAAAAGCAUUCCAAUGAGGUUUUAUGUAGAACUACAGUCUUUAUGGUUUUGAUUUUUAUGUAACCAAUCAAGGUGAAAUAAAACAUCAUUUUUGUUUUUUUUAA
Puntigrus tetrazona (Sumatra barb) is the source of this 1604-nucleotide messenger RNA. It is a transcript of the gene hnrnpa1b, whose product is annotated as heterogeneous nuclear ribonucleoprotein A1b. NCBI's taxonomy places the organism in Eukaryota, Metazoa, Chordata, Actinopteri, Cypriniformes, Cyprinidae. The transcript has 11 exons. The record is from RefSeq and is a predicted model, not a curated record. Bases 135 to 1304 code for a protein of 389 amino acids. Gene Ontology annotation, molecular function: RNA binding.